AUGGUUGAUUUUAAUGUAAAUGGUAAAAUAGCUGUUGUCACCGGUGGUACCCGUGGCUUGGGUAUGCAUUGUGCCGAAGCCCUUGUUGAGAAUGGAGCUAAAACAGUUGUUAUCACCUCUAGAAAGCCAAAGGCUUGUCAAGAAGCUAAAACCCAUUUAGAGGAAUUGGCUCAAAAACGUGGUUUAAAAGUUGAAAUCAUUUCAAUUCCAGCAGAUUUAUCCAUUGAACAAGAGUGUGAGAAUUUCUAUAACGAGGUUGCGAAAAAAGUGGACAAGGUGGAUAUUUUGGUCGCUAACGCUGGUGCUACUUGGGGUGCCCCCUUGGAAGAGCACGAUGUCAAAUUCGUUAAAAAAGUUGUCAAUUUGAAUUUUGUUGCCGUGUACCAUACAAUCAAAUUGUUCACUCCAUUUUUGGAAAAAGCCGCUUCCCAAGAGGAUCCCUCAAGAAUCAUAAUCAUGUCUUCAAUAGCUAGUUUGACAACUAAUGAUGCAGUGGGAACCUAUGGCUACAAUGCAUCCAAAGCUGCCGUAUCACAUUUGGGUAAAAACUUGGCAGUGCAAUUUGCACCAAGACACAUCAAUGUCAACUCAAUCUUGCCCGGAUUUUUCCCUUCAAAGUUAGCAAACGGGUUGCUUGAAGUUGUUGGUGAUGUGAUGAAAUCAACUAAUCCAAGAGGAAGAUUAGGUGAAAAAGAGGAUUUACAAGCUGUUUUAAUUUUCUUGUGUUCCAAACAAGCCAAUUAUGUUAAUGGAAUUACUUUGCCCAUUGAUGGUGGUGCUCAUUUGAAUACCCCUGCUGCGCAUUUUUAA
This is a messenger RNA of Lodderomyces oxycetoniae, 810 nucleotides long. RefSeq lists its product as uncharacterized. The record is from RefSeq and is a predicted model, not a curated record. The transcript has a single exon. Gene Ontology annotation, molecular function: oxidoreductase activity. The coding region runs from base 1 to 810 and encodes 269 amino acids. Lineage: Eukaryota; Fungi; Ascomycota; Pichiomycetes; Serinales; Debaryomycetaceae.